AAAACAGAAAACAGAAAAAUCUCCACCAAACACAUAGAUAGAGUAGUAUUGGCUUUCCUUCAAAGUUAAGCACAAACUAAAUUUCCCUCAAAAUCCAUGAUGACACUUAAACACUUUUUCUCUAAAAACAUCAUUACAUAACACAAAUCUUUAACAAAAGCCUUAACAAAUAUUUAACACUGCAACUGCAAACCAAUUCUCCCACUACACCAUGUUUCAUGUUUAUCACUUCCUCCUUCCACUUUCUCUAUGGUACCUUCCUCUCACGGUUUUCUCAUCUCACUGCACAACAGAAACUUCAACCAAAACCUUUCAAAAAUGCAUGAACCUUCCCACACAACAAGCAUCAAUAGCAUGGACUUUCCACCCUCACAGCUCCACCUUAGAAUUAAUCUUCUUUGGCACCUUCAUUUCACCUUCUGGUUGGGUUGGAUUUGGCAUAAACCCUACUUCACCACAAAUGACAGGAACUAAUGCCUUAAUAUGCUUUCCAGACCCGAACACGGGACAAAUAGUCCUUCUCCCUUUCAUACUUGACACCACUGUUAAACUCCAAAAAUCACCACUUCUUUCUCAACCCUUUGAUAAUAUCAAUCUCCUCUCUUCCUCUGCAGCCAUGUAUGGUGGCAAAAUGGCAACUAUACAUAACGGUGCACCUAUUCAAAUUUACGCCAAACUCAAACUCGAAUCGAAUAAAACCAAUAUCCACCUUGUUUGGAAUAGAGGACUUUAUGUUCAAGGCUACUCACCAACCAUUCACCCAACAACCUCAAUUGAUCUAUCUUCUAUUUCCACUUUUGAUGUUUUGUCGGGUUCAGCAUCCUCGGCAUCUCAACACACUGACAUGAAAAUGCUUAGAGUGGUUCAUGGCGCUAUAAACGCAAUCUCUUGGGGUAUUCUUUUACCUAUGGGAGCAAUAACCGCACGUUACCUUAGACACAUUGAGACAUUAGGCCCUGCAUGGUUCUAUGCUCAUGCAGGAAUACAAUUGUUUGGUUUUGUUCUUGGAACUGUUGGGUUUGGAAUUGGUAUCCAACUCGGGCAAAUGUCGCCAGGAGUUGAGUACGGACUCCAUAGGAAGCUUGGAAUCGCAGUGUUUUGCCUCGGAGCAUUGCAAACUUUAGCAUUGUUGUUUAGGCCAAAUGAAAGGAACAAGUUUAGGAAGUAUUGGAAAUCUUAUCACCAUUUUGUUGGAUACUCUUGUGUGGUACUUGGGUUUGUGAAUGUGUUUCAAGGGUUUGAAGUGAUUGGAGCUAGUAGGUCCUAUGCCAAGUUGAGUUACUGUUUAGGACUUUCUACUCUUAUUGGUGUUUCCAUUGCUUUGGAGGUAAAUUCUUGGGUGAUUUUUUGUAGGAAAUCUAAGGAAGAUAAAAUGAGGAGAGAUGGACUUAUUGGAACAAGUUCUGACAAAGGGAGCAGUGGUAUCCACAAUUGAGAGAGCAAUAGUAUUAGUAGUUGUCUAAGAUUUCAUAACUAGAUAUCUCAACAUUAGAUUAAGAUCAAAUGAUUCAUAAAAAUAACCCGAGUUAGAUAUCAAAUAGUUCGGUUCAUAUGCUAUGUUUGGAUCGAUGAAUUUCCUCCUUGUAUUGUUUUUGUGUCACAAUCGAUUUAGUUCGGGUUUGAAUGAAUUCGUUUCUGUAAACAAAAAAAAAAAUCUUCUGAUUUUUGUUCCUACUUAUAAUGUAACACAUUAUGGAUUAACAAGUAUUCUAACACAACAUAGCAUUGUCAAAAUUAACAAAUUUGAACUGAA
Molecule: messenger RNA, 1753 nt
Organism: Trifolium pratense (red clover)
Lineage: Eukaryota; Viridiplantae; Streptophyta; Magnoliopsida; Fabales; Fabaceae
Product: cytochrome b561 and DOMON domain-containing protein At2g04850-like
Exons: 1
Coding region: 212-1435 (407 amino acids)
Source: RefSeq, a predicted model, not a curated record